UUGGCGUCCUCUCGCUGCUCCGGCGGCGCUCUGGGCGUCCUCUCGCUGCUCCGGCGCCUCUCUACUGCGUGCGAGGCGGUGGCGGAAGUGGCGGGCGGGAAGAUGGCGGCGUUCGAGCACAUGGGGUUGGACGGGCGGCUGCUGAGGGCGGUGGCGGAGCUGGGCUGGGCCGCCCCCACGGCCAUCCAGGCUGAGGCCAUCCCGUUGGCGCUGGAGGGUCGCGACGUGCUGGCGCGAGCCCGGACCGGCUCCGGAAAAACCGGAGCCUACGGAUUACCGCUCCUCCAACACAUUCUACGCGUCAAGGAGGCUCCGUCGGCGGCGGCGGCGCAGGCGGUGCGGGCGUUGGUGUUGGUGCCGUCCAAGGAGUUGGGGCUGCAGGUGGUGGGCGCUCUGCGGCGGAUGGCGGCGUUCUGCGCCCGCGACGUGCGCGUGGCCGACCUCUGCGCCCACGCCGACCUCGCCGCGCAGCGGCCGGUGCUGAUGGAGCUGCCGGACGUGGUGGUGGGGACGCCGGGGCGAGUGCUGGCGCACGUGUUGGGGCGCUCGCUGGAGCUGUGGCGCUCGCUGGAGCUGCUCGUGCUCGACGAGGCCGACCUGCUGCUCGCCUUCGGCACAGCCGCCGACAUCAAAGCGCUGCUCUGUCACCUCCCCAAGAUCUACCAAGCGCUGCUGUUCUCGGCCACCUUCAGCCCCGACGUCGAGAGCCUCCGCGAGCUCGUGCUGCACAACCCCGUGACCGUGUGCCCUCCGGAGCCGCAGCUUCCCGGCUCUUCCCAACUCCAGCAGUUGGUGGUUCCGUGCGAUACGGAGGAGGACAAAUUCCUGGUGCUGUGCGCUCUGCUCCGGCUCCGACUGCUCCGCGGUCGUCUCCUCCUCUUCGUCGGCGCUCUCCAACGUUGUUAUCGGCUCAAACUCUUCCUGGAACAGUUCGGAAUCGCCGCCUGCGUCCUCAACUCCGAACUGCCCGCGCGCUCCCGGAGCCACAUCCUCUCGCAGUUCAACCGCGGUGUCUACGACUGCAUUGUGGCCACCGACGAGGAGACACCACCGGCGCCGGUGGGACGGCCAUCGCAGCGGGGAGCGCGGCGCGGCGCCCGCGGCUCAGACCCCGAGUUCGGCGUCGCGCGCGGUAUCGACUUCCAGAACGUGGCGGCCGUCAUCAACUUCGAUGUCCCUCCGACGGUCGAGUCCUACAUCCACCGCGUGGGCAGGACGGCUCGCGCCGACAACCCCGGCAUGGCGCUGACCUUGGCGUCCCCGGAAGAACGUGCGGAGCUGAGGCGAAUCGAAGACGCUCUCAUCGCAGAGGACGGCGACUCCAUGUUGCGCCCUUCCAAGUUCUCCAUGGAGGAGAUCGAAGGGUUGCGCUAUCGCUGCCGGGACGCGAUGCGCUCCGUCACCAAACAGGCGGUGAAGGAAGCGCGGCUGCGGGAGAUCAAAGAGGAGCUCCUCAACUCCCAGAAGCUGAAGGUGUAUUUUGAGGAUAAUCCGCGGGAUUUGGAGGUUCUCCGUCACGACAAAGCGCUGCACCCGGCGAUCGUCAAACCCCACCUGCGCAACGUCCCCGAGUACCUGAUUCCUCCGACCCUCCGCGGCGUCGCCGCUCCCAACCCUCGGAAGCGCAAAACCCUCGGACGGACCCCACCGAGCGGUGCCAUCGGCCGUCGCGGCACCACCACCACCACCACCCGCCGCCGCCGCCGCGCCGCCACCGCCGACCCCCUGCGCACCUUCCGCUACGCCGCUCAACGCCAACGCCGCCGCUCCACCGCGUCCUCCUGAGCCGAACGCCGCCGCCACGGCCUCUCCGUUGUCCCCACGGAGCGCCGCAAAGGCCACGUCUGCGGCCAUCGCCGUUGACCAAUAAAUCCGCCAACCCAACCAAGAUGGCGUCGCGGUCUGGCGCUUGGCGGCUACGUGACGGCAGGCGGUUGGCGUCGCUUAUCGCCGGCCCUCCUUAUCGCGGUCAAGGCUCAACGGGCGCCAUAAAGCCGGGGCGCGGCCGCUGACGGCCAUGAAGGAGUCCCCGUCGUGGCGUCUUUAUC
Messenger RNA from Cuculus canorus (common cuckoo), 2048 nucleotides. RefSeq names its product DEAD-box helicase 56 (gene DDX56). The record is from RefSeq and is a predicted model, not a curated record. Gene Ontology annotation, molecular function: ATP binding; nucleic acid binding; RNA helicase activity. The transcript is spliced from 14 exons. Bases 103 to 1785 code for a protein of 560 amino acids. Lineage: Eukaryota; Metazoa; Chordata; Aves; Cuculiformes; Cuculidae.